CUCCCCUCGGCGCCUGAGUCCGCGGCCUCCGAGCUGGCGCUAUGACUGCGCGCGGGACUGCGAGCCGCUUCCUGACCAGUGUCCUUCACAACGGCCUGGGUCGCUACGUGCAGCAGCUGCAGCGUCUCAGCUUCAGCCUCAGCCGCGACUCGCCUUCCUCCCGCGGUGCCAGGGAGUUCGUGGAACGGGAGGUGGUCGACUUCGCCAGGCGGAAUCCCGGGGUCGUAAUUUACGUGAACCCUCGGCCGUGCUGCGUGCCUACAGUAGUGGCGGAAUACCUUAACGGGGCUGUGCGAGAGGAGAGCGUCCCCUGCAAGUCGGCCGAGGACAUUGCGACGCUGGUGCAGAAGCUGGCCGACCAGUCAGGCCUCGAGGUGGUCCGCAUCCGCAAGCCCUUCCACACGGACAGCCCGAGCAUCCAGGGCCAGUGGCACCCCUUCACCAACAAACCGACGACGCCCGGUGGGCUCCGCCCCAGAGAGGCCCAGGGUGCUGCCCCAGCCCAGUGACAAGUGGCCCCACUCACUCCAACCCCAGGCUUUGGACUCUUGCCCCCCAGAGAGGUGGUUCUUUUUUGGUUCAGGGGAUUCCAUGGCCAGGCAGACAAAUGGAGCUCACCC
This is a messenger RNA of Loxodonta africana (African savanna elephant), 620 nucleotides long. RefSeq names its product mitochondrial ribosomal protein L43 (gene MRPL43). Gene Ontology annotation, biological process: mitochondrial translation. The coding region runs from base 42 to 509 and encodes 155 amino acids. Gene Ontology annotation, molecular function: structural constituent of ribosome. Gene Ontology annotation, cellular component: mitochondrial large ribosomal subunit. The record is from RefSeq and is a predicted model, not a curated record. The transcript is spliced from 3 exons. Lineage: Eukaryota; Metazoa; Chordata; Mammalia; Proboscidea; Elephantidae.